AUGGGUGGCUGUUGGUCUUUUCUGUUUCGAGCAAAUGAAUCAAAUAAAAACCCGAACCCACUGCCCGAUAGCGUCGAUCGAUAUCAACCUGAACCAAACCCGAACCACGGAGACGAGAAAAUAAGGUAUGAUCGCAGGAACUCUGACGUCUCUAUUUAUUUUCAAGAAACUCAUCGAAAACUACAGCUGAUGAAGCCGAUCUACGUUGCAGUUUAUCCUUAUCAAUCUUCUCAUUCAACAGACAUAUCAUUCGAUGAAGGUGAUGAAUUUGAAUUGAUUAAAGAUAAAGACGAUCUUUGGCUUCACGUAAAACAUUUGCGUUCAUCAAAUACUGGUUAUAUUCCCAAAAGUUAUGUUAACUUAGAUGAAACCACUCCGCUAAGAUUGGUAAAUAAUGAUAGAGGUAUUGCUGAGGUUUCUCUAUUAAAAUACAACAUUCCAUAUGCCUAUAUGGUGCGUCGUAGCGAUCGAACUGUAAACGCAUAUGUUCUAAGUGUUCGUCAAUCGCAUGAACGUCUUAAUGUAUUAGUAUGGCAUUAUUUGAUACGUGUUGAUACAAAAAAUAGAUAUUUUUAUUUUGAACAAGAAACUGCUUUACAACAUAAAAAAUUUACAUCGUUUCAUCAAUUAGUUACCGACCCUGACGUACUUCGAUGCAUUCCGCUCUCCGAACCAAUUAGUGCGACUAUCGAGUGUGAAGAUGAGUUAUGGAAAAUAGAACAUCAUGAAUUAAAAUUAAUUAAAAUGAUUGGUACCGGUCAAUUUGGAGAAGUAUGGUCGGGCCAAUGGAAACAGACAAAUAGUGAAACUAUUCAAGUUGCUAUAAAAAAGUUAAAAUUUCAUGAUUCGAAUACAUCAAAUGAAUUUGCACGAGAAAUUCAAGCAAUGAAAAAUUUACGAAAUAAUUAUAUUGUAUCACUGUUUGGCGUUUCAAAAGAUCCAAAAACAAAUGAAACCCUAAUGAUAACAGAAUUUAUGAUAAAUGGUGACUUGAAAAGUUGGUUGAAAAUGCAGGAAAUAUUUCCUGGUGAACACAUAAUAAUCGAUUAUGCAAAACAAAUUAUCCGUGGUAUGACCUACUUGGAACAUUGUAACUAUAUUCAUCGAGAUCUUGCUUGUCGAAAUAUUUUAUUGGGUAGACAGAAUAAUAUAAAAAUAGCUGAUUUUGGCUUAUCAACGAUCAUCAAUGGUGACGAGGUGGAGAGAAGACGAGCAGGGGAUCAAAAAUUACCAUUUCGAUGGUCAGCUCCAGAAGUAUUAGAAGAUCGAACAAAAUACAGUAUUCAGUCGGAUAUAUGGUCUUUUGGCGUUGUUUUAAUUGAAAUGUGGUUAAAAGGAGAUGAUCCUUAUCCAGAAAAGCAUGCAAUGUGGAUUAUAGAUGCUGUGAAACAUGGAAUUAUUCAUGACCGACCAGCUAACUGUCCAGAAACAUUUUAUAAUAAUAUAAUCAAACCAUGUUUUGAGAAAGUACCAAAUAAUCGACCGUCAUUUGCCAAAUUAGGAGUAUUAUUACAAAAGUAUACAUAUAUUAAAGAGUGA
This is a messenger RNA of Didymodactylos carnosus, 1539 nucleotides long. The record is from the annotation of a GenBank genome assembly. Lineage: Eukaryota; Metazoa; Rotifera; Eurotatoria; Philodinida; Philodinidae.